Messenger RNA from Chanos chanos (milkfish), 726 nucleotides. RefSeq names its product unc-119 lipid binding chaperone B (gene unc119b). The record is from RefSeq and is a predicted model, not a curated record. Gene Ontology annotation, molecular function: lipid binding. The transcript is spliced from 5 exons. Bases 1 to 726 code for a protein of 241 amino acids. Gene Ontology annotation, cellular component: cilium. Gene Ontology annotation, biological process: cilium assembly; nervous system development; lipoprotein transport. Lineage: Eukaryota; Metazoa; Chordata; Actinopteri; Gonorynchiformes; Chanidae.
AUGAACAGCCAAGGAAGCCGCAAGGACGUGGCAGCCGCUGUCAACGGUCCAGAUUCAGCAGUUAAUGCUAGAGAUCGCAAACCUGGCGGUGUUCUUAAGAGACUGAAAUCCAGACGAAAUCAGCCAGAUAGACGGCCCGUUACGGAGGACGAGCUACGAGCGCUGGGGAGAGACAUUACUCCGGAUGAAGUUCUGGGUCUCCGUUCUGUCACCCGCGAUUAUCUCUGCAAACCAGAGGACAACGUCUACAACAUUGACUUCACACGCUUCAAGAUUAGAGACCUGGAGACGGGGACAGUGCUCUUUGAGAUUGCAAAACCUCCACACUGCGACUUAGAGGAGGAGGAUGAGGAAAACGGCGAGAUUGACACAAGUGCUGGACGUUUUGUACGAUAUCAGUUCACUCCAGCGUUUCUUAGACUCCGCACAGUGGGAGCCACAGUGGAGUUUACAGUAGGUGACAAGCCAGUUAACAACUUCAGAAUGAUCGAGAGACACUAUUUUCAAGAUCGCCUGCUGAAGAGCUUUGAUUUCGACUUUGGCUUCUGUAUCCCAAACAGUCGAAACACGUGUGAACACAUCUAUGAAUUCCCCCAACUCCCAGAGGACCUCAUUCGUCUAAUGGUGGAACAUCCGUACGAAACUCGAUCAGACAGCUUCUAUUUUGUGGACAACAAACUCAUCAUGCACAAUAAGGCGGACUACGCCUACAAUGGAGGGCAGUAG